UGUAAACCAAUUUCGAUUGGAUAGGAAGAACUGCGAUAGAAAUGUGAACAUGUUAUUAGUUCGUUGUACUAGACACUUGUUUUUUGUUAAACUAUUAUGUAUAUUAUUUCUCGUUGCUACCAAAACAUCAGAAAAUGAUUUGAUCAAGGAAUGUCCGACAGAAAUUCAGGAUGGAAUUGUAUGGCCAAAGACUAUGGAAAAUGAAUGUACUUCUUCGGAACCAAUGUGCCUUGACACAAAUCGGGAAAUAAUAAAAAGGUGUUGUUUAGAGAACCAAAUAUGGGAAGUAAGUCCUGCAUGUGAAUCGUACCAAGAUGACACCAGGAAUCCUUGUCCGGAUUCGUCAAUUAGGAAGAGUAAUAUUUGUUUAUUUGUAUUAAAUUCGACUUUUCCCCCAAAAUGUCCUUACGCAGAGAAUCUGGACUUUCAAGAAUAUAUAGAUUAUGUAGACGAUGAUCUUUUUCCGAUUUGGCUACCAGUAGAAAAAGAAGAUUCGAUUUAUGGGGAAGGUUUAUAUUAUUGGAAAGAAAAAUCUGAAAAUUACAUGUCGGUGUUUAAUAGCUCGUUCAUCUACGAUCAAAAUUCCACCAAUAAGUCUUGUUUACUCUAUUAUCCAGAUUUCUCAGUGCAAACUGCUCGCUGUGACGAAAUACAUACUGCAAUUUGCGCUUACGAUUCGAUCACCAAUCGAAAUAAAACUUUCUGUUCUCAAGUAUUCGGAUCGUCAUGUAAGCAAAGCAGCUACUCUCCAAAUUCAACAUGUUUCUGCAGCAUUCAUCGAAACGAAGAAAUUUUGUACAAAAUUGAAUUAUUGAUCCCCUACCAAAAUUUGUUGUUCCAAAAUCUGGAUGAAACGUGUUACAUAGGAUUGCAAAAGACAUACAAUGGGUAUAUAUGGGUGAAUUCAAAUACAUCUAUAGAUUAUACUUAUUGGUCACGUGACGCGAGUUUUGGUAAAAAUUAUUUAUACGGUGUUAUAUCUGCUGAUGGGUGGUUAUUGACAUCCGAAGACCAAGAAAAUAAUUGUACCUUGAUUGAAAAAAUGCUACCCGAAGCAGAAGAUGAAAUAAUUUUAGCAUACAAUGAAACAAGUUCUGAGUUUACGGUCACAAUUCGAAAAUCGUCGUUAUGGAAACAUAAGAAAGGUUCUGAUGAUCCAUUAAUCAUUUGUUUCACCGACACCAGUAUCCAACAUGUGAUCAAAAAGCUAAACAUUAAAAGAACUGAUGAUAAUCGCGUUGUGAGUUUCACCUUUCCAGCAUUAGAGGAUGGACCUGGAAAUUACUGGUGUAAUGGAUUUCUCUAUCCAACUUUGGAAGUAAAGAGAUCGGAAAUAUAUUUUAUACGACCCUCUUAUGAAGAAUUCGUAGCACCGAUUUCCCAUUUAUUCUCGGAUAAAACGAACCCAUUUUCCGAAGAAUAUCUUCAGUAUACUCAAGAACUUAUGGAAAAGGAACUAGAAAGAAAUUUGCCGGACACCCCGUUAUACCCUAGGAUAUUUGGUAUUUCAAAUAUUAACCUCAAUACCAAUACAGCGGUUCUUAAUUACCAUUUCACUACCAACGUUUAUGUCUCAGUAUAUUCAACGCAUAUGUCGUUACUAUCUUUACAACUCGAUAACUUUUCCCUUUCAAGUGUAUACACAUUUUCUAGUUGUAUUGGGGGUCGGACAACUAACUCCGAUGGUAGUCAAAUCACUUGGACCACCACUGAGUACGGUAACACCCUCUAUAAACCUAACGAGGGAUGGUGUAUCGAUCAAGAUGGAUUUGUGGUUACACGAACAUGUAAAGGUAAUUUCAUUGAAGGAGCAUCUUGGAGCGACAUUUCUGGACAGAACUGUUCUUUGGACUGGUAUGACGUCAGUCCAACUUUAAUAUUAGAACAAAUCAUAAAUGCCGAGCAUCCAAAUAUGUAUUUGCCGUUAGUUGUUCUACAAGCUCAAAGAAUAUAUGAAAUGCAACCCAAUGAUGUUGAUCUGGUAGCCCUAUAUUUGAAUAUCUUAGUUCAACAAAAUAAUGACAUCAACAUAACACAGUUAUCUCAACUCGUAGAUGCUGUAAUGAAAAUUCCUCAAUCGGUCUUAAAAGCGUCACAAGAAAGUUACAAGAGCACCGAUAAAAUUUUGAACAAUUUUCUCGAGAUUUUAAGAAAAACUAAUUUCAUUGGAACCGUCACCCAGGACUAUUUAUCUAUUACAUCCUUUUCCAUAGACACCUUCUACAGCGAUACGAUUAUUUGGAGGAAAGUUAAUGAUACAUACAUUUUGGAUUUCUUUAACUCAACUGACAGUAAUAUCAAAGAUGAAGAAGCAUUUGAAUCGGGUAUUAUUCUGAAUCCAGAAAUAAUGAAAGAUAUAAGUAAUAUUUCCAAUAACAAUAGUCGAAUAAUAAUCAUAGCUUACUUCAAACCUACGCUUUUCAACGAAUAUUUCGUGAGAGACUAUAAAUCAAUUAUAUACAGUACACUAUUUCUUAAUAUGAAUAUAUCUUCAAAAAAUAACUUGGACUUGAAUCUUUCAGUUGUUAUUUACAACAACAACUUUAGUUCUAAUACGUUCAGUUGUUCUUAUUGGAAUGACGGAUUUUGGAUACAUAAAACCACAAGCCAUUCCGAUUCAAAGAUACUCUGCAGCUUCGAAAAUACUAUAAACGUUGGAUUAGUUUCUACUACUAAUAUAACCGCCCUUCUAGAGGAAUUACAGAAAGAUAUAUCUUGUUAUGAUAGCAUCUCAAAAACUUUGAUGUAUUUGAAAAAAUAUUUGUCACUAUUUCAACCUAUUGAUGUUAGUAUCGUAAAUCUAAUAUUAGAUAAAUGUAAAGACGAAGAUUUAUUUCAUAUACACAUGAAUAUAGUGAACCAACUACUGGAUCUACCAGUUAAUAUCAUUCAGACUGCCAGAACAGAGUUUAAUGCGAAUAUUUUACAAACUUUCGAACAAAUAUUAAUAGGAUAUAAUCGUGAGUUUCCACUUACAGAAUUUAAGAAUUUCAUGGUUGCAAUACAGGAUAUAGAUCAAAAGAAUUUAACAGGAUUAUAUAUUUCGUGCAACAAAAAUAAAUGUUCCGUAAAGAUGAUGCAUAACUAUUCAUAUAUACCAGAAGAAAGUGAGAUCUACCUUGUGUUUGAUGAACAUCUCCUCGAUCAGUUUAUAUCGAACAAAAUCCCAAGAAUUAUUAUCACUUUAUUUGCCAACGAUGCUUUUUUCCUCACCAAAUCCGAGUACGGCGAAAAAUCAUUUUCAAUAAUUAUAGGUGUAACUAUCCCCGGGUUUGAUAUGGAAUUGGAAGGAAAUAUAUCUGUUACAUAUAAAUUGCAUUCCGAAGUGGUGGAUAAAACCUGUGAAUAUUGGGACGACUAUGAGCAGAAAUGGGUUGUAUCAAGUCCAGGAAUAUCAAUGAACAAUCAAAGUUACAUUUGUACAUUUUCGAAAACAAGUUACUAUGUAUUAGCCUUCAAUGCGUUGAAUGUUACCAACUUAUUGGAAACGCUCUUGAACUCAAAGGAGAAUAAUCUAGACAUUUUGGAAGGCAUCGAAAAUAUCACAUCUAAACAUCUAGCGAAAUUAGAAGCAAUAGAUAUUUCGCUAAUUGCCAUUUACUUCCAGACAAUACAAAAUGAAGAUGAGUUAGGAUAUGACGAAAUUGAUAUUUCUAUACAAAUUAUCAACAAUAUUAUGCAUGCUGCGCGAUAUAUCAUACAACAAGCUGAAUCAGAAUUCUACGCAUCAAGCAAAAUAUUGAUGUUUUUAAAAAAGCAAAUGACUAAAAUAGAAACAUCACAAACAUUCUGUAGCACCAGAAUCAUUGUGACAGUAUCAUAUAAUACAAAUGUUUCCGGAAUCGAGAUAUACGACAAUAAAAAUUUCUGCAAUUAUGAGUUAAUAGAAAAGAACCAUGAUUAUGGUAUAAACACCACAGGAAUAGUAUUUACUGGGGAUUAUAUGGAACAAAUCUCAAAUUCGGAUCAAAAAAUUAUCAUCAUCGCAUUCUAUAAUAACGUAUUUUUCUAUGACGGAGUUGUUAAUAAUCUCGAGGAAAAUAUAAUGACGAUUGGAGUAUUAGUACCGGAUAAUACAGUUAACAAAUUCAACGAAGAAAUAUCUGUAUUUUAUUCCAAUAUAACAAAUGAUCUCAAUACUAUAACUUGUGUUAGUUGGGGGUUAUAUGACCCGAAAAACAUAGCAGAUGGAUUUUGGGAACUACAAAGAAAAUUAUCAGACGAUUACUCUUGUAACUAUUUCAAAGAAGGUUGGUAUACGUUGUGGACGCAAGAUCAACAGAUAAAUGUUACGUUGAUGUUAGAAGAUAUUAAAGAUGGAUCAGUUGAGAGAAAAUUAGAUCAACUCGAAGCAGUUACAUCUUUUUAUGAUAGCUUCUCCUCUCACGACGUAUUUUUGAUGUUAAAUAUAUUAUAUAGGUGUACCGAUUUAACCACAGAUUCAGGUACGCUAUCAGUUUUGGGAAGAAUAAUAAUAAAUUUUUCCAAAAUACCGAAAGAUGUUAAAAAAAACUCUCAGAAACAAUACAAAACCAACGCAAUCAUGUUAAAUUUCAUAUCUAAAUUGGCUACUUUAAUAGAUACUAACAUCAAUUAUAAUAUCAAAAAUUACUUCCAAAUAUCAGUUUGUAACCUCACUGAGAGCAGUAGCAUUAUUAUAAUGGAUGAAAAUAUCGAUUGCUAUUCUUUAGAAGAAAAUAACUAUAAUUAUAGUUUACGUCUAGAUUACUAUCCGUAUAUACUAGUGAAUCCUGAGGUUCUCACAGUAACAAUUUUUAAAAACAACGAACUGUUUCAAAAUGAUGAAAAUUACGAUACUUCGGAUAUAAUACAUCUUUCAUUGAAAUCAUAUUAUAAUCAGUUAAGUACUUUCACCGUGGAAUUCAAUCAGGUUCAAAUACAGAAAAUAGAUUAUUCGUGUGCUUGUGGAUCAGGUUAUGGAACCUCCUCAGAUCAUAACUGGAUGUAUUUCAAAACAAUAAGGAAUGAUUUUUUAACAAUUUGUGAAGUUCCAAAUCUAGUGACAUGUUCAUACGUUUCAUUGGUGAAUCUUAGCGUUACUGAUAUACUGUCAGACAUAUAUUAUAGGAGUGGAACUAGUAACAAGCUUUUAUUAUUGGUGAACGUUCUCACGUAUUAUCAGGAUCAACUACAACUUUCCCAUAUAGAGAAAGUUUAUGAUAUAUUGAAUAUUUGCGAAAUCGGAGACGAUAAAGAUUUACAAAACUUGGCAGCUAUUGUUGAUGUUAUAAUGGAUUUGGAUAGAAACAUUUUGGCUUCGGCGCGUGAUAAUUUUACAGAAGAAUUACAUAACUGCAUCGAAAAAUUGAUCAAACAAUUUAAAGGUGAAACUAGAAUAUUGCAAUAUACAAACUUCGCCGUACUUAUUGGAUCAGAUAUUACUGGUAUAUUGUUCGAAGAAUCCAACUCUUCAAUGUAUUCCAUUAAAAGAGUUCUUACUGAUGAGUUUGAUACGUUAUAUACCUCGGACAUAACGUUGAUCAUAUCAAGUUUCAUGGUAGAUGAAUUAGAUACUGAAUAUACAAAAGUGUACCUGACAGUUUAUUUUAAUGAUGCUUUAUUCAUCGGAAGGUUGAAUAUGGCAUUCAAAAAAUAUGGAAUAAUAAUUGGAUUAGAGUUUGUAGAUCAAACCAUAGGAGACUAUAUGAAGAUAUAUUUCGACAACUACCACAAUAACACAAAUGUCUGUGCGUACUGGAACCAUCAAAUAAUUGAUACAAACAUUCAAACUUGGUAUUGGGAUACAGUCAAUCAAAGUCUUUGUGAAAACAGAAAGGGCAUAAAAUAUUUCGCUGUAUUAGAGAGCUAUAAUGUUACCGGCAAAUUGGAAGAUAUUUUUCAGUCCAAUAGUUCAACCGAAGAUCAACUACAAGAAGUUAUAGACAUCGUUAGCGAGAAUUCGGGAGAUCUCAAACCAAUUGAUAUUCAUCUUAUAGCAAAUAUACUAGGAAAAAUGCUACUAAGUACGAACAUCACUAAAGAACAUAUUGAGCUCACUUCUUGCAUCAUAAGUUAUCUGUUUACUGUAAACAAGCAAAUUUUGGCUGAAGCGCAAGCAAUUUAUUCUGCAACAGACAGUAUAUUAUUCACAGUGGAUGAAGUACUACGACGAUGUGAGGAUGUCUUCGUUGAACCCAUUAUUUAUAAUAAUUUCACAAUAAUAAAAACAGAAUUCAAAACAAGUAACGUAACAGGUGUGAUACUAGAUGAAUGUGCAAAUACAACUUGCAAAAUAAGCUUCCUGAUGAAUCAAACUCAGAUGAGUGUAAUUUCAACGGAGAGCAUGGAAAUAUCCAUAAUAUUCAGUGAUAAACUAAUGCAGCAGAUUGUUUCAAAUGGGAAUCCUGUUAAAUUGAUUUUAACUGUACAUUUCCACAAUAAUUUUUUCACCAGUGUAUCAAACAAAGAUAUCCAGACAAGUAAAAUCUUGGGGAUUAUAUUAGAUGGACUGGAGGAUCCAGUUUUACAAGGGCCAAUUUUAAUUACCUAUAAGGCCAAUCAUUUAAUUAAUGAUAAUGGUAGUUGUUCUUUCUGGAAUUAUCAGGUACAAACUUACAACGGAUAUUGGCAACAUGACAGCACCCCUACUAACUUUGGCAAUAAAUAUCUGACGUGCGAAUACGAUCAUUUAACACAUUUUGUACUUUUACUUGCAGGCUCUAGUGGCGCGGUUGAUUAUAUGAACAAUAGUCAUAUAUUGGAUAUACUCACAAACAUAAACAGCAUUUUGUCUUUACUAGGCCUUUUCGGUAUAUUAUUGACCGCUGUAUUAUUCGACAGAUGGAGAAACAAUACAGGAAAUCAAAUUUUGAUUAAUUUCACAGUGGCUGUAUCCAUAAAAAACGUUAUGCUCUACAUCAGUGAAGGGGUUUAUAGUGAAAAUAAUUCUAGCAUGGGAUGUACUAUAACUGGUGGUAUUUUACAUUAUUCUAUACUUUCGGAGUUUUGUUGGAUGUUGAUUAUAGCAAUAUUACAAUUUAAAAGAUUCGUAGAAGUUCUUGGAGGACCUCUCAAAUACGUUUUGCUCAAAGCUUGUAUUUGUGGUUGGGUAUUUCCAUCCCUCCCGGUAUUUCUUAUUAUUAUCAUUGAUGUUAAUAACUACAACGCUAGUAAAGUAGGUUUGUGCUAUCCAUCAGGUUUUGGUUUAUAUUUAGGGGUUUGGCUCCCUCUGUUAGUGAUAAUAAGUAUAAAUUCCAUAAUUUUUGUCUUUAUACUUUACAAUGUUUUCCAUAAAAAAACCGAAUACAGAGAGCAAGUGAAUCAUGAAAUUAUAUUUCAAUGGCGACUCGCUAUACUCCUAUUCUCUAUGUUGGGUCUAACUUGGGUUUUCGGAUUUCUAGCUCUAUUAUCUUCGGUUACAAUAUUUGCAGUAAUUUUUUGUUUUUUGGCUACCUUACAAGGGUUCAUAAUGUUUUUGUUUUUUAUUGUCUUCAACAAAAAUACGAGAUACAUGUAUAUACAGGGUUUUAGUUGGUGGAUGUAUUCUAAGGGUUAUAAAGACAGAUUGCAUUAAACCAAAUAAUGCAAAUAGCGGUUGACCAGUCAUCAUGUAUACGAAGAUGGUCUCAGAAGUACCUGGCCCGACCUAAAGAUGACGGUAGUUGCUUGAAAAAUACCAUAGAAAUUACACAAUCUAUGCAGUAUGUGUUUAGAGUUUUAAGACGCCACGUUUUUUGGUAUUUGUUUGUAUUUGAACGUUUUCAGUGAAUUUGUGAACAUAGAAAACAUUGGUCACCGUUAUGUGACACAUACUUUUAUUUGAAAGGCCUUAACCCAACUAAUAUAGAAGCUGGACAAGAUUUUACUGUAAGUGCAGAGUUUAAACGAGGCCCUAUGACCUGCGAAGACCAUCACCCCAGUAGUCGACAAAAUGAGGUGACGACUCAAGAAAUGUCGAAGAAAAUCCACAAAGCGGUACUGGACGAUCGUCGACUGCAAAUUUGGACAUGAGAAAACUGUGCGCAAGAUGGGAGCCGCGUUUUCUCACAAUGGAACAAAAACAGCGUCGAAAAUGUUUCCAACGAGUGUUUGGCCAUAUUUUAGAUAAGUAAAGCCGAAUUGUUGCACCGUUUCUAACCAUGGAUGGAACAUGGGUCAUUCACUUCACACCCGAAACAAAAGAACAAUCAAAACAAUGGACUGAUAAGGGAAUACCGGCUCCAAAAAAGGCAAAGACCGUUCCAUAUGUAGGCGAGGACGUGGCGUCGGUUUUUUGGGAUGCGCGUGGAAUAAUUUCCACUAACUAUUUUAAAAAGGGAAAAACUAUCAACGGCGAGUACCAUGCAAACUUAUUGCAACGUUUGAGCGAAGAAAUCAAGCAAAAACGGCCGCAUCUGGCUAAGAAGCUGGCUAUUGCUAUAGCCAAAAUUAAUGGAUUAAAAUUUGAAUUGCUAACUGUAUUCACCAGAUUUAGCCACCUUGGAUUAUUUUCUGUUCCCAAACUUAAAAAAAUGGCUCGGUGGUGGAAAAUUGUUUGGAGCUGAACGCUAGUAUUUUAUUUUUUGGGACAGGUACUUGUGCGACCACCCUCGUAAUCGGAAUGGACCGAAAAUCUGAAAUGAAAUAAAAUUUUCGGGACUGGCCUAUUUUAUCCCAUGAAACUCACAACCUAAUAGUAGUUCUUCUUUCUAAAUAUCGACACGUUAUGAAUAAAAAAAUUGAAAA
Molecule: messenger RNA, 8685 nt
Organism: Diorhabda carinulata
Lineage: Eukaryota; Metazoa; Arthropoda; Insecta; Coleoptera; Chrysomelidae
Exons: 11
Coding region: 50-7534 (2494 amino acids)
Biological process (GO): cell surface receptor signaling pathway; G protein-coupled receptor signaling pathway
Cellular component (GO): membrane
Molecular function (GO): G protein-coupled receptor activity
Source: RefSeq, a predicted model, not a curated record